Messenger RNA from Pseudoliparis swirei, 8548 nucleotides. Its product is annotated as matrix-remodeling-associated protein 5. NCBI's taxonomy places the organism in Eukaryota, Metazoa, Chordata, Actinopteri, Perciformes, Liparidae. Gene Ontology annotation, molecular function: protein binding. The record is from RefSeq and is a predicted model, not a curated record. The transcript has 18 exons. Gene Ontology annotation, cellular component: extracellular region.
CACACACACACACACAGAUAGAGAGCGCUCCAUCCCCUCUCCUGCUCCCUCCUUUACAGACGUCGGGACCUCGGCGGCUUUGCAACUCCGGAGACUUUCCAGCCUGCAGUGGAAACUGAAGGACUUGUCUUGGGGCUUUCAUUCUUUUCCUUUUCACCAGCACAUUUCCAGGAGUAUUGAUGGCGUAAGCGGUCAGUCAGCCGUCCAGUCAUGGCGCUGUGGUGGGGCGCCAAAGUCUCCUGCAGGUUGGCUGCAGUGUGGUUUCCCCUGCUCUUCUCAUCACUGCUAUGGCAAACGAUCUCCCCCGUUCAUGCCGGCCCACCCUGCCCUCGGAGCUGCAGCUGUCCGGGAGUGAAAGAGGUCCACUGUACGUUCAGACACCUCACAACCGUACCAAAAACCUUCUCCAAAGACACAGAGAGGCUCAACCUCGGUUAUAACAGCCUGACGGAGGUAGCGGCGUCAGAAUUCAGGUCACUUCGACGACUGGAAAUGCUCAUGUUGCAUGGCAACGACAUUAUCACAGUCCACCCUGGGGCGUUUUACAGCCUGAGAUCACUACAGAUCUUGAAGUUGAGUUACAACAAGCUAACAUCCGUGACCCCGGGUCUGUUCGAGGGCCUUGCUGGUUUGGUCCGUCUUCAUCUGGACCACAACCUCAUUGACUUCAUAGAGCCGUACUCCUUCUCCGGCCUGAGCUCCCUAAAACUUCUGCAGCUGGAGGGGAACCUUCUCAAAGACAUCCACCCUCAUACCUUCAUAACGGUGUCACUACUCGGAAGCUUUUGGGCCUCUGGACUCAAACACUUACACCUGUCGGACAACCUGUUGGAGCAGCUUCCUCCCGCGGCGCUGAAGACAGCUCCCCGGCUUGAGAUCCUCUCUCUCUACGGUAAUCCCUGGACCUGUGACUGUCAGCUCCACUGGUUGAUAGAAUGGAGCUCCACACAUGAAGGCGUUAUAAAAUGCAAGAAGGAGCGUGGCUCCAGUGAAACUUGCCCCCAGUGCUCUUCGCCUCAAACCCUGAAUGAGACCAUUUUGCUCGAACUGACUCCAGCCAAGCUCACCUGUGAGCGUCCGGCUCUUCGCUCGGCCCUCAAACAGCGGGACAAUCCAGUGUGGCCUGAGUCUGAAUCGGAGCCGGACCUUCCGUACACCCGUGACUUUGAGAAACCUUUAGGCCAUCUGAUCGUUGUUCUCUCUGACAGCCACGGAAACAGUGCUCACGUGGCCUGUGAUGUGCGGCACCCUGGAGACAGUUCACCCAUGACUUGGAUAGUAAAUUCACAAUCACCCGGGGAGUUGUCCGUCAAUGUAUCACUAGUGACUGUCCUCGAGUGUGAAAUUGAUCGGGAGGCGUUGCAGAAUCUAUGGCAAUUGGUCGCAUAUUACUAUGAAAGCCCUGCUAUCUUGGAGAGAGGUGAGCUGAAGGGAAAUGCAAGCAGAGUGGCGUAUCAAUACGUCCAAGCUGUAAAUGAAAAUUCCCCAUAUUUCACUGAAUUAAAAGGGCACCUGGUAGCAGAACCCUCAUGGCUGCUUCAACCAAGAGUCACUUUGAGGCUCAACAGACAGCAGACAACCAACAAGAAACUGGUGAUGGAUUUCACCACCGUAAUUACCAAGCACAUCAACGGCCGUCGAGGAUCAGAAGAUGACAAUGACCUCGCCAUGUCCUGGGCUCUAAUUCGCAGAGGGGCAACCGGACGGGUUCAGUCUGCUCUCGAAGGUUCAAAGGUUAAUUUGGAGUGCAGUGUUGUCACUUCGGAGCCGGAGGUGAAAGUGGAGUGGAUGCUUCCAGAUUUGUCCAUUGUGGAAGAGGCAACUGAUACAAUUGAAAUUUCAGAAAGAGGAGAACUUGUCAUUUUAAAUGCCACAUUGUUAGACUCAGGCCUUUACCAUUGUAUGGUCAGGACCAUAGCCGGUGUGGACUUGAUACCUCUGAGACUCACCAUUAAAGAACUAUCACUCAGCCCAACUGCUUUCAACGGUCAGAAAAUUGUAGUUGAAAAGGGGCACUCUUUUUCUCUCCCGUGUGAGGUUACCUCAGUCCAGCCCAGUCAAACUAUGUGGUACCUACCCAAAAACCAAAUUCUUCUUCCAACGCAACAGACAAGACGGACAGAAGUCACGGAAAAUGGGACUUUGGUGGUAAGGAGAUCGACACAGGAAGAUGCAGGGGAAUACACCUGCCUGGCCUCAAAUCUGUAUGGAGUUGAUAUGCUAGCACACCUGGUGGAAGUUACAGGAGAAGAAAAAACCUCUGAUAGAUCCAAAGUACCGACGGCGAAAGAGGAGCAGAGUUUACCAGUUGACAUUGAGGAAGGAGAGGGUUCAGGGGGAGAUUACCAGGAAAUUAUACAACCUCUUGCUACACUGUUCCCUAAGAAGGUAGGAACGCAACAAAGGAAUCAGAAUGGGUUUUCAAAGAGGAUAAGAAAUAAAGAAUCAAAGAGAAAACCCAAUAAAUCUGUGAAAGAAUUAGAUCCCAAUCGUUGGGCAGAGAUAUUGGCAAAAGCUAAUGCUAAACCAAGUGUUGGUCUGCCCACAGAGGCGCCACUUCCAGAGCCCAGCACUGUAACUAUCCAAACAAGUACGUCCAAACACACUACGACAACUGCCGCAAGAAUUUAGACGAAUGCUUAUAACUUACCUCCUAUUACUACCCCUCCUGAUGUGAGGAUAGCGCCAACUAAUUUACCCAUCAACACAAAAGCUUAUACUAAAGCCUAUUCUACAGAGAAGAAAGGUGAUGACUCUGAGACAUCGGAAAGUCAGCCAGAUGUGUUACUACUUCCACAACUCAGAAGUACAGAAUCAACCCCACGCCUCGUUGGCGGGAUGGCAGAAAAAACAGAAGCUGUCACAGACCCUCCUGCUCUUGGAACCGCUCAGUCAGAAAGUAAGCACCCUGGAGAGGGGAGAAGGAGCAACAUCCUCCUUCCUGGUCAUAUGAACAGGAGAAGGCCUCCUUAUAGGCGUAGAAAACCCACAAUGAGAAGAGUCCGUCCGCACGGACACCCCAUGUACCAUUCAUCAAAGACAGAACAAACAACAGUUGUCCAAACAACCAUCCCGCCAACAACUACGACUACUACAACUACUACUACGACUACUACUACUACUACUACUACUACAACAACACCUGUUCCAACCACAGUGGAAAACCAUGACAUCUUAACUGCUGAAUAUCAGACAGAGGAAGAUACAGGUGAAUACAAUGAAGAAUAUGAAGACAAUGAUAGUGGUAGUUUUGAUGCCAAGGAAGAUUUAAACAGUGAAACCCCUCAUGCCACUCAUGAUCCCGACAGUCGGCGUACCGUAUUACCAGCUCGAGAAAAAGACGCUGGUAUUUCACGACUUAAUCCAAAGACGAUUGUCACUUCAAAGCUUGACGGUACUCCUCAUCCCACUGAAAGCCCUGUUGAAGAGAAGGAGGCGGACACUGUAAAGAUAAAGGAAUCUGAGAAACAGAGGGUGGAGAUUAGAACGCAAACUGAAGAAAAGGGCAGAGACAAUGAAGAUCUGGUAAGAGAGAAUGAAAAGGAGGUAAUAAGAGCAAGGGAGCGGGAUGAAACACACAAAAUAGACACAGAAAGCAGUGAGAAAGACACAGAAAAAUAUGAGACGGAUUGGGUUACGCAGAGCUACGAUACACUGGUUAACAUCCGGUUCAUCACACCGAAUAGACCGAGUCUUAAUACUCGCCCCUCACCGGAACAAGAUACACCAACCCAAGCAAAAACUUCAUCUACCUCACAUUCAGGCAGAGAAAAAGAACUCACACAGGAAGAGGAUGAAGACGUAAACAAGCCAAAGGUGAAGCUUGAAAUCCACAGGUUCCCAGUAAUGGGGCCCGUUCACCCUUGGCUCCAUCAGACCAAACAGGGAGGUGGGCAAACCACUGCUUCCAGGACAACACACACAAACCAAGACAGAAAUACAGCAAGGCAAGGCGAAGUGAAUCCGGGCCGGCAUUCCCAACCUCCCAGAGUCCCCCCGACCUCCCGCUGGUCCUCACACCAUCGUUACCAUCCACCCUACCCUUCCUGGCCUGGUCAAAGGUCCUUUCCUCAUCCAAGGCAAGGUCCUGGAUCCCACUCUGUGCCCACGCAGAAACCCUGGGCUCAAAGCCCGGUUAUCACUAACCGACCAGAGAUCAUCGCAGAAACGGUGAAGGCCACACCUACUUUCUCUGGAGCGAUGGGACAUUCCAGAGAUACACUCUCUAAUCCCCAUCUUUCACAUCAUCAUCAUCACCACCAUGUGGAUGGCAGGACCCAAACCAGAGACUAUCUGUUUCUAUCUAGGUUGAGGAACAGAUACAGACAGACGCAGCUCGAACGCAUCGCUCAGUUAGGGAGGAUGGUGACACCCAAACCUCACAUGAGCUACCGCAAUCCAUCCCCCAUCACACCUGAACCCAACCUUCCAUCUUUACAUAGACCGUACAACCCUAAACCACCAGCACCCACUGCUUCUUACAUUCACAAGCUGCAACCUCUGAACCCUGCUAAACCUUCAACAGCAUCAUUCUCUGGUUUUCACACCCCCCCUGGUGUACCAUAUGGAGGUCGGUGGCCUGUUGGAGCAGGCCGAAUUAGCUCCCGGUGGCCCACAGCUGCCCCUCCUUUCCAAUGGGUGUUGGGAGCUAGAGGUGGUGGGCCGCAGCCCCGUAUUACCACGCUGAACACUGCUAGUGUGUCAGCACUGGCGGAGAGUGAUGUGUUCCUGCCCUGCAAAGCUACAGGGAAUCCUGAACCCAACAUUACAUGGACCAAAGUCUCCACAGGUGCCACCAUCCCAGCCAACACCAAGCAUGGUCCCCGUUUUGAAGUCUUCCAAAAUGGUACUUUUGUCAUUAAAAACAUCCAGCUCCAAGAUAGGGGCCAGUACCUCUGCACGGCCCAGAACAGCUUCGGAUCAGAUCGCAUGGUCAUCACCUUAGCUGUCCAGACUGAGGCACCAAAAAUCCAGCCGCCCAAGUCCACAGAGAUAGCGGUCUACUUUGGGAAAAGUGUGACUCUUGACUGCCACGCUUCGGGUAAACCCCCCGCCCAAAUUUCCUGGAUUCUUCCGGACAGGACGUUUGUGCGUGAAGUCGGGGCUGUCCACACUCCCCUUUCUCCGAUACAUCUGCUUCAAAAUGGAACCCUGCAGAUUCACUCUCUCAAUUUCUCCACCAAAGGGGACUAUAAAUGUAUCGCAAGCAACGCAGCAGGUGCUGAUACAAUCACAUAUCAUCUGCAUGUGGCCGCUCUGCCUCCGAGCAUCAGUGAAGGAGCAAUGGAUACUGUGAUCAUUCAGCCAGGCAGGAGUGUGUAUGUUCACUGCUCUGUGAAGGGCGAACCGGUGCCUGCUCUGAAAUGGACGCUCCCAGGAGGCGGCCAUGUAAAACCAUCACAGUUUCUUGGACGCAGGCUGUUUGUCUUCCCCAAUGGGACGCUGUAUGUGAAGAAUGUUUUACCGGCUGAUGCUGGGAGGUAUGAGUGUUUGGCCUCUAACGCUGUAGGCGUGGCCAAAAGAGCUGUCCAGCUGGAGGUGAGGGCAAAUUCCCCCUCCUUCUCCCGCCAGCCUCCUCCUCCUCCUCCUCUUCCCAUCCCCCCAACCCAACGCCACGGUGGGCCGUCCCGACGGCACUCUGUCUCAGCUAUGUACGGAUCUGCUGUGUACCUCCACUGUCCAGAGUCUACUCCGUCCACAAGAGGGACCAUCUGGCAGCUACCCUCCAAGACCAUCAUGGAACAUCGAUACAGUCCGGAGAGACCCAUUAAAGUGUUCCUAAAUGGCACUCUGAGGAUAUUUCAGCUAACAGAGCUGGAUGGGGGAAAUUAUCUGUGUGUCUUUCAGCGGCCCAAUGGGGAAGACAUGGAACUCUUCCAGGUGGAGGUGUUAAUGACCCCUCCAAGAAUUGAACAUGUGAGAACUGCACAGAGCAGGGUCACCCUUGGAGAACAUUUUCAGGUGGACUGUGUUGCAACAGGUCUCCCUGAUCCAGAAGUUACUUGGAGUCUCCCCGAUGGAACUUUAAUCAACAACGCCCUUCAAUCGGACGACAGCGGCCUUCGCAACCGCCGCUACGUUAUUUUUGGCAAUGGGACUUUACUUCUCCAGCAAAUGGGCAAAAGAGACGAGGGUGACUACACUUGUUUUGCCAAGAAUAAACUUGGCAAGGAUGAAAGAAAAGUAAACGUCAAAGUGGGGCCGAACGCUCCAAAAAUUACAUUGAAAUCUCAAUCACUGGUUACGGUAAAGUUAGGAGAAUCAGCUAAGUUGAGUUGUCAGGCAACAGGUCAACCAACACCAAAAAUCAUGUGGAUCUCACCCAGAAAUGAUGUGAUAUCUUUGUCUUCAGACAAAUUUCAGGUCAUGGACGAUGGGAUGCUAGUGGUGAAAAAAGUAAUACUGGCCGACGAAGGGAAGUAUGCGUGUGUGGCAAGGAAUUCUGCUGGUGAUGAUGUCAAAAAUGUGAAACUUGAAGCUGAACUCCAAGAACCCUUUAUUAAUGGCGUAAAAAAGAGGAGCACCACAAAGGUCUUGGCUGUUUCUUACCAAACGGCGCUUCUGGAAUGCAGAGUGGAAGGAAAACCCGAACCAAGAGUCUGGUGGGUUACUCCUUAUGGGCAUUCCCUCCCAACGCCCUACCUCGGCGGUCGCUUCCAAGUCCACCGGAACGGGAGCUUGGAGCUGAGAGGGGUGAGGAAAACCGAUGAAGGGGGAUACAUGUGUCUGGCCAAAAACAAUCUGGGUGAUGCCUCACUUUUGGUUGAAUUAGACGUGGCAUCAAUUGCCGAGAAACCGAGUUUUGCUGUUCCCAAUAUUGAAAUCUUACCAAUAAAGCAAGACGGUGGAGAGUUGAUUCUGGAGUGCCCCGCUCGUGGCAAGCCGAACCCGGAGUUUGCAUGGAUUCUACCCAACGGGACGAUGUUAAAGCCCGGUGUGAGACUCCAACGCUUCACACAUCAUUUGGGUAAAGGAACUCUACAGAUCUCUCAUCCGGUUGCAAGCGAUAAGGGAGUGUACCGCUGCCUCGCUAGAAAUGUGGCAGGACAAGCAGAGAAACGUUAUGCGCUGGAGUCGGGCAGAAAGCCAGUGAUCAGAGGAUCUACAGGUGGUAUAAGGAUCACCUACGGCCUUAAUCUCAAUUUGCCCUGCACUGUGAAUGGCUGGCCGCAGGCAUCAAUCACAUGGACCCUACCCAAUGGACUUGUUUUGGACAAACCUCAAACUAUUGGCCGGGUAUUUUUUUUUGCCAAUGGGACCCUCCAACUCCGGCAGGUGGCCACCUUCGACAAAGGAACGUACGUCUGUAAAGCCUCCAACUCUUUCGGCUCGUCGACACUAUCCUACCCGGUUGCAGUCCUGGUUUUCCCUCCACGUAUCACCAAUACGCUGACCUCCAUCACGAGGGUCAACCGGGGAUCACCAGUGAAGUUAAAUUGUGUGGCGACCGGUAUUCCCAAGCCGGAUAUUUCGUGGACGUUGCCCGGACGCACAACGCUGGUUCCACACAACCGGUUUACAGUGCAGGGAGGGAUUCACAUGACCGGGGAGGGCAGUCUGGUCAUACAGAAUCCAAAGCUCACGAACUCUGGCAUCUACAAAUGCAACGCCAAAAACGCACUUAGCACGGACUUUAAAUCUACUUACCUACAAGUGGUCUGAGUGACAGUUGCAAUUAAGACUGGAUGAGGAUUUUUCCAUCAGGAUUUGAAUAUAUUCUGCAUAUUAAAGACGCUCCGGAGAGAGACUUAAACAUCCUGACUGGCAGCUCGGCUUGAGACACCUUGCAAACAAAAUUCCACAGAACAUUGAUGUUUCGAAUAACGCUCACCGUUGGUGAUUCUUUACUGCAGUUUUUUUUUUUUCAUUGUGCAAACGUUGCAGAAUUCUUUGAAUUCUAAAUUUCGGACCUUGAAGUAUAUUUUCACUUUUCAAAAAGCCGUAUAACUCACUGCUCAAAGUUUUGCCUUUGGCCUUGCCCUCUUGACCCCUUUCACAUUCUCCAUUAUAAUGUGUGAAAUGUUACUCUGACAAUGCUUGUUGUGCAACUCCACAACUUAAGACUCCUCUGUCUUCAAAUUGCUAUAUCUAAAUAGAAGAUGUACCCCUUAUAGGAUUAUUAUUGUCAAAAUGUGCUGGUAGACUUUAAACUAAGAGUUGUUUCAUCAGCACAUGGUGCAUAUUAAAUUGUUUAUAUCACAUAAUAAGAAAAACAACCUUAGAGUUCAUCGACAAGCAUUGGUGAGUAGUAGAGUGUCAUAAUUCUUGAACAUGGGUGCAUAAUCAACUAUUCUACUAUUCUAUUAGUGCCAUAUUUCGUGAACUCUUUCUAUGAUUAUACAAACACCCCCGUCCCUGCUGCUGCUCUACAUCGUGUACCAGCGAAUGACCGUAUGUAUCAAUUUCAUUUAUUCAUGUUCAUGGCGCUGGGAACGUAACAGCUCACACAAUCUGCGUUGUGAGCUUCGUCGAGUGACACAAAGGGGAACUUAACGACAAAUGUGUGAGUACAUAAUUUAUAAAAAAAAUAAAACAUACAGUACAGGUA